This is a messenger RNA of Salvia hispanica, 1377 nucleotides long. Its product is annotated as 1-aminocyclopropane-1-carboxylate oxidase homolog 1-like. Lineage: Eukaryota; Viridiplantae; Streptophyta; Magnoliopsida; Lamiales; Lamiaceae. The record is from RefSeq and is a predicted model, not a curated record.
UACUAUAAUAACACCACCCCUUUUCGUGAUAUACUUGCUUCCACCUCCAACCCCUUACCAACAUUUAUUCUCCCACUGAUCAGAAGAAGCAUCGGAAAUUCUAUGGAGAAAACCGAUGACAACAAUGAUUAUUAUGAUUGGGAUAAAGAAGUGGAGGAGUUCGAGAAAUCCAAAGGCGGCGUGAAGGGCCUCGUUGACUCAGGCAUCAGCCGAAUCCCGAGGUUCUUCAUCAGCCCGCCCGAGCCUGACGAUGCGAAUCCCGGGCCCCAUGCCCAUCCGGACGGCCUGAUCCCGAUCAUAGAUUUGGAGGGCGUCCGGGGAGGGCUUGAUCAUAAAGCAGUUGGUGAAAUUCGAACUGCGUCACGGAAGUGGGGAUUCUUCCAGGUGGUCAACCAUGGAAUCCCCACUUCCGUGACGGACGCCAUGCUCCGCGGGACGCGGGCCCUGCACGAGCAACCGAAGGAGGCAAAGCAAGAGCUUUACACCUCGGACGGCGCGCCGGACGUGAGGUUCUACGCGAUAAACGGGCGGCUCGAGGAGGGCGACGCGGCGAGCUGGAGGGACGCGUUCGCUUGCAAGUUCACAGACGGCGUGAUCGACCCAGAGAUCAUCCCGCCAGUUUGCAGGGAUGAGAUAAUGAAGUACAUGAAUCACAUGAUCAAAGUGAGGGAUGUGUUGUCGGAGGUGUUGUCGGAAGCGUUGGGGGCGAGCAAGGAUUUGUUGGGGGAGAUGCAAUGCAUGGAGAGCGAGUAUCUCACGUGCCUCUAUUAUCCGGCCUCGCCCGAGCCGGAUAAGAGUUUGGGCACGGUCGCACACUCUGAUCCAACAGUGCUCACGGUUUUACUGCAGGACGACACUGGCGGCCUGCAGAUAAAACAUGAUGGAUAUUGGAUCGAUGUGCCGCCCGUGCCAGGGGCUCUCAUAGUUAACAUUGGUGAUUUUCUUCAGCUGAUGAGUAAUGACAAAUUCAUGAGCGUGGAGCAUAGAGUGUUGAGUAGAUCAAAAGGGAGCCGAGUUUCUGUUGCAUGCUUCUUCUUUCCACGUGGUCAAGAAAUGGCUAACAUUUAUGCACCUAUUAAACAAGUCAUCUCUCCAAAUAAUCCUCCUAUCUAUAAACAAGUUAGUUAUAUAGAUUUUGUCACACACUACCAAAAGAGAAACUUACGAGGUGGCCAUUCUGCCCUUGCAAAUUACAAACUCGACAAUAUUAAUUGAUUAAGGUAUGUUUAAAUUCAUUGAUUCGUUGGUUUGUAAUGAUUAAUUUGUGAAAAAAUUGUAUAUCCUUUUCUUCUUUCUUCAUUAUUUGUUCAUUUUAGUUUGUUGUUUGUUCGGAUUGAAAGAAGCGGUUGAUUUAUGAUUAAGGGUUGGUUUGCCUUA